Molecule: messenger RNA, 1786 nt
Organism: Cynara cardunculus var. scolymus (artichoke)
Lineage: Eukaryota; Viridiplantae; Streptophyta; Magnoliopsida; Asterales; Asteraceae
Product: violaxanthin de-epoxidase, chloroplastic
Exons: 6
Coding region: 167-1606 (479 amino acids)
Biological process (GO): xanthophyll cycle
Molecular function (GO): violaxanthin de-epoxidase activity
Source: RefSeq, a predicted model, not a curated record
UCCCAACCCAUAUAUAUACUAUACACCAUUUUGAUUGCUAUAAUGUUUGAAACACAGAAGAACAUCACUCYACAGACCCACCAAAGGAGGCUGCUAUUAAGCUCCAACUACUCUAAUCAUCGGCACUGUCAUCAUAUCAGACAGGUUGGCAUCUAUCAUACUGACUAUGACUCUUUCUCUGCACACGGUAUUUCUCUGCAAAGAGGAAACCGCCAGUUUGUAUGCCAGAUCACCAUGUAAUGAAAGGUUUCACAGGAGUGGAUCGGCUCCUACCAGUAUAGUUAUGAUGAAAAUUCGAUCUAACCAUGGAUAUUGUAAAUACUUCCAGCUGUUCAGAUCUUAUAGGAUAAGUUGUCUGCUUGACUCUAGCCGUUCAACACCAUUGUCGCAUUCCAAGGAGAAAUCUCCGAUAUGUAGCAUUGAUGCAAGUUUUGAGGAAAUAGAAACCCUUGAUCAUACAAGGGGUGUGACUUUGAUUCUUCAGAGGCAAUGGAAGCAAUUCAUACAAUUGGCAAUCAUAUUGGUUUGCACAUUCGUUGUCAUUCCCAGGGUUGACGCUGUUGAUGCUCUUAAAACGUGUACUUGCUUACUGAAAGAGUGCAGGAUUGAACUAGCGAAAUGUAUCGCAAACCCAUCUUGUGCAGCAAACGUUGCCUGUCUCCAGACCUGUAACAAUAGACCCGAUGAGACCGAAUGCCAGAUAAAAUGUGGAGACUUGUUUGAAAACAGUGUUGUGGAUCAGUUCAAUGAGUGUGCAGUUUCACGAAAGAAAUGCGUACCUCGGAAAUCUGAUGUGGGUGAAUUUCCGGUCCCUGAUCCUUCUGCAUUGGUCAAAAGCUUCAACAUGAAAGACUUCAGUGGGAAGUGGUUCAUAACGAGUGGUCUAAAUCCUACGUUUGACGCCUUUGAUUGUCAACUGCAUGAGUUCCAUACGGAGUCUGAUAAACUUGUAGGGAAUUUGACGUGGCGUAUUGCAACUCCAGAUGGUGGAUUCUUUACUCGAUCUGCUGUGCAAAAAUUUGUGCAGGAUCCAAACCUUCCGGGAGCUCUCUACAAUCAUGACAACGAGUUUCUUCACUACCAAGAUGACUGGUACAUAUUAUCUUCCCAAAUCGACAAUAAACCCGACGACUAUAUAUUCGUAUAUUACCGUGGGAGGAACGACGCAUGGGACGGAUACGGUGGAGCCGUGGUGUACACAAGAAGUUCAAAGUUACCAGAAAGCAUCGUUCCACAACUACAAAAAGCGGCUCAAAGUGUAGGUCGCAACUUUGACACUUUCAUACGGACCGACAACACAUGUGGGCCCGAACCCCCACUCGUGGAGAGACUAGAGAAAAAAGCCGAAGAAGGCGAGAAACUACUGAUAAAAGAAGCCGAAGAGAUCGAAGAGGAGGUCGAGAAAGAGGUGGUGAAGGUUAGAGACACAGAAAUGAGCUUAUUUCAGAGGUUGGCUGAAGGAUGGAAGGAAUUGCUGCAAGAUGAACAGAACUUCGUCAGGGAGCUCACUAAAGAAGAGAAAGAAAUCUUGAAUGAACUUCAAAUGGAAGCGACGGAAGUUGAAAAACUGUUCGGGAGUGCGUUACCCAUUAGGAAACUCAGAUAAAUUUCGUUUAUUUGAUGACAAAAAUGCAGAUUAUAUACACGUACAUACAUAUAUACGGUAAAACCGAGGCUGAGAAAAGAACUUGAUUUUUGAACCCGCGUUAAGCGCAUUAUGAUUCGUCGAUCGGCUUAAACUUUGAAUUUGUAUAGAUUUGUCUCAAGAAAGUUGCUUGCUUUGUGA